GCAGGAACAACUCAGUUCCAUUUUUCUGGAGAAGAAGUGAGAAAUAAUUCAAGAAAAUGACUCUGAUUAUUUAUUUUUUAAUGUUUAUCAUUGAAUCUGCCACUCAGAAGCUGUGUCCCCUUCGUUCCUCCAUAGAUGUGCUGGAAGGGGAAUAUUUUUUCCUUUGUUAUCUCGAGUCAAUGCAAGAACAUUCUCAGGAAGAAGCAUACACAAUAAACUGGUACAAAGAAAAUGCUGGAAAACAGCAACUGAUAAAGGAGACAGACAGGAUCUUUUCCCAAAUGAAUUUUCUGGAGUUUUGGCCAGCUGAACUCAGUGACUCUGGGAGUUACUCUGUCACUCACAGCAAUGGAAUACAAAAUGUCACAAUUCAAAAGUGGACCUUGAAUGUACUUGAAAGAAAUAGAAGCAGCUGUUUCAAUGAAAAUCAUUUAACUACAGAAAUUAAAAAUGCUGGAACCGGUUAUUCACUGAAAUGCAGUGAUUUGUCUGUCAAUGAAAAUGACAGCGUAACAUGGUACAAGGACUGUAAGAGUUAUGAAAAUGAAACAGAGCGGGAACUAGAUUUUAAAACCUUAACAGUACAGCACUCUGGGAUCUAUACCUGUAAAAUUCUAAUCAGUCGUGAAGGAAAGACAUACCACAGCACAAAUACAAUUAAGCUGGUAGUAGAAGAAGAUGCACCAGAGGCUGUAACUUUGGAGAUAGUUGGACGUGAUGAAGAAAUUGAAACAGAAAUAGGUAAAGACGAGAUACUCAAUUGCACAAGUUUCUUGGGUUAUUAUAUGAGAGAAGAUGCCUACCUCUACUGGAUAAUUAAUCAAAUGUUUCCAGAAAAAUGCACAGGUGUCCCUGAGAAUGAACCUUCAAUAUGUGAAGAAGAGUUAAAAAAAAUACAGUUGGAAAACAAGUUCUAUGUCACAAGGCUACUAAGGAUUAAAAAAGUAACAGAUGACGACAUGCAUCAGAAUUUCACCUGCAUGUUGCAAGCUGAUGAAAGAACACAAAUAAAAAUAGUGAAACUGAAGAAAGGGAACACCCAAGAUCUGCCUGUGCACAUAUUUACAACUGGAAUGGUCCUGGCUGUACUAUUUCCAUGUGUUGCUGUGGCUGCACUGUUUGUCUGUGUGAUGUUUAGAGUUGACUUAGUUCUAUUUUACAGGAACAUAUGCAGAAAAGAUGAUACUGCUGAAGAUGGAAAAGAAUAUGAUGCAUUUGUGUCUUACCUGAAAGACUGCAUUUCUCCUACUGAAGAAGAGAGAGAAUUUGCCUUGAAGAUAUUGCCCUCGAUAUUAGAAGAAAACUUUGGGUACAAGUUAUGUAUAUUUGAGAGGGAUGUGUCCCCUGGCGGUGCAGUUGUUGAUGAUAUCCAUUCAUUCAUUGACAAAAGCCGAAGAUUAAUCAUUAUACUGAGCCAAAACUACAUUUCUGACAGAGCCAUAUAUGAACUUGAGAGUGGACUGCAUAAAGUCCUCGUUGAAAAAAAAACUAAGAUCAUAUUAAUUGAAUAUAUGCCUAUUAGUGACUACAAUUUCUUGCCAGAAUCACUGUCUCUUUUGACACCAAAGAAGGUUGUAAAGUGGAAAAAGGAUAAAUCUCUCCCUGUGAAUUCCAGAUUUUGGAAGAACCUUCGGUACCUGAUGCCAGCAAAGCCUAAUAAGAUAAAGACCAAAGGGCACUAUCAUAAUCUUGAGCCCUCAGAAGGGGCUCAACCACGGACUGAGGGCAGUGACUUCAAUGCCAUGAUAUAACAACUCUGGAGACAGAAGAUGCUGUAGAAAGCUGCAUUUUUGCUAACUACUAGAAAACACAAACUGCACACUUCUUUGGGAAGACAGAGUUCAUGAGAGGCCAAGUCUUGGAUCUGAGCAGGAUGGUUAAAUUGUUACUGUGGCUAGGAUGACGUUAACCCUAAUGCUGAAUCCCAGAGAGUGUUUCCUCAGCGAUCUGCACAAGGACCAGAAAUUUGUUUCUGCUUAGGACUUACCACAUGGCACGAAGCACAAUGCAAAACCUUUUAAUCUCACAUUUCCCUGUAAUGUAGAACAUGCAUACUUUUUGAAGCCUCUCCAUAAAUAUAUCAGGAUUUGCAAAGUAUUGUUAGUUAGAUGCUCUUGGGUUUGUAUUUUGGUAUUUCCUAAGGAUCCUGCCUGGGAGUAGACCCAAAUAGCUCCUGCCCUAGAGAGCUUGGCAUGCAGCCUUUGGGCAAUGUCAAGCAGAAAAAUAAAGCGGAAACAGAGAAAAGGGAAGUUGGAGAGAGCAGAGCAGAUUUGGACUAAAUGUAUUCAUUACUGACUUGUACAUGGUCUAGACAAGCUGAGUGGGAGUGAUUUGGAGGAAUGCUGAAGACUGUUACCAUCCUCCUAUUUCACUUAGAAUAUAAUAAAUUAUAAUUUUGGCAGAGAAAG
Messenger RNA from Apus apus (common swift), 2408 nucleotides. RefSeq names its product interleukin 18 receptor 1 (gene IL18R1). The record is from RefSeq and is a predicted model, not a curated record. Gene Ontology annotation, biological process: positive regulation of type II interferon production; interleukin-18-mediated signaling pathway. The transcript has 10 exons. Lineage: Eukaryota; Metazoa; Chordata; Aves; Apodiformes; Apodidae. Gene Ontology annotation, molecular function: interleukin-18 binding; interleukin-18 receptor activity; interleukin-1 receptor activity. Bases 57 to 1751 code for a protein of 564 amino acids.